UAUAUGUGUGUGAGUGUGUAAGUGCGCACGCAGAGACCCAGGCAGCCGCUCGCAGCACUCGGGAGCCGCGCUCUCCCCGGCUCUAUCCGCGAUCAGUGCCGUACCGGAUCGCUGCUACGCCCGACUGCGGCACUUACUCUCGUCCGCCCGGGCUCAGCGCACGGCCACCGGCCCGAAUGGCGAAGAACACGCUGUCGUCGCGGUUUCGCAGGGUGGACAUCGACGAGUACGACGAAAACAAAUUCGUGGACGAUCAGGAUGAGGCGGCGGAGCACCUCGGACCGGACUCCGCCGAGGUGGACAACCUGAUCAGGAAUGGGGACAUGAUGACCGCCUUCCACAUCGCCCUGAGGAACCCUCCAAUCAAUACGAAGAACCCGGCUGUUAAGGAGCGCGCCCAGGCCAUUGUGCUGAAGGUGCUGACAUCAUUCAGGGCUGGUGACAUUGAGCAGGCCGUCCGCUCGCUGGACAGGAAUGGCGUGGACCUGCUCAUGAAGUACAUCUACAGGGGCUUCGAGAAGCCCUCCGACAACAGCAGCGCCAUCCUGCUGCAGUGGCAUGAGAAGGCCUUUGCAGUUGGCGGCUUAGGAUCCAUCGUCCGGGUUCUCACCUCCAGGAAGACCGUCUGAAGGACUCUUUUGAGAGGCACAAAGAACAGACGCGUGCAAACACACACCGCGUCCUCCGGGGGGCGACACAUGUCUAUUGGACAGAGGAGAGUUUGAAUAUAAAACUGUUUUUAGAAAAGGAGAGUAUCAUUUUGUGAAUGGGAGCCUCCCCGCCAAUGCUUCUUGCCCGUGGCGGAUGUGGUGUCGGACGCUGCUGUUGGCCACAUUGGCGCUAGCGCCAGCUCUCUCUCCUGCGCCCUGCCUGCCUUCGUUUGUUUCUGUUUUGUGCUUUCGGAGUGGAAAAUGCGAGCAUUUGCGCCAUGGGGAAUGGUGACGGAUCUGCGGGGUUUCCAGGACUUGGCGCUGUCCCUUGGAAUCAAUUUUGGAUUUUCUUCGUUUGUUUUCUCCUUGUUCCUCAUCAUCAUCAUCCUUAUCAUCAGUAUGUUUGUACAGAGGUGCGCUUGGUUAAAUGCUAACAGCCGUGUGUAAUUGUGUCUGGUUGGGGGGCUUUGCCAGGAGUCCUCCAGCUUUAACACUAACGGCUGCCCCCCCCACCCCCAGCACUUGUUCUGCAAUAUGUGACAUCACUUUAGGCGGGGGGGCAGGGCCAGAAUGAAGACCAGGUCCUGAGCUACCCCCACCCAGUAAGGUGUUAGCUCCAAUAAAUCUUACUGAUGAUUCUC
This is a messenger RNA of Paramormyrops kingsleyae, 1291 nucleotides long. RefSeq names its product actin-related protein 2/3 complex subunit 5-like protein. NCBI's taxonomy places the organism in Eukaryota, Metazoa, Chordata, Actinopteri, Osteoglossiformes, Mormyridae. Gene Ontology annotation, biological process: regulation of actin filament polymerization; Arp2/3 complex-mediated actin nucleation. The record is from RefSeq and is a predicted model, not a curated record. Gene Ontology annotation, cellular component: actin cytoskeleton; Arp2/3 protein complex.